Messenger RNA from Salvia miltiorrhiza (redroot sage), 2036 nucleotides. RefSeq lists its product as uncharacterized. Gene Ontology annotation, biological process: rRNA processing. Bases 154 to 1626 code for a protein of 490 amino acids. NCBI's taxonomy places the organism in Eukaryota, Viridiplantae, Streptophyta, Magnoliopsida, Lamiales, Lamiaceae. Gene Ontology annotation, cellular component: nucleus. The record is from RefSeq and is a predicted model, not a curated record. Gene Ontology annotation, molecular function: protein binding. The transcript is spliced from 17 exons.
GGCCCAAACCUCUUUUUCUUUUCUCUCCCUCGCGCCGUCUUCCAAAACCUUCCCAUUCUUCCGGGCUUCUUCUCAAUUACUUCCGCCUCCUCCUCCUCGCCGACCGCCACCUAUCGCAUCUCGCCAGCCGCCGCCGAGUGAUUUUUAUCAAGAAUGAUUGCCGCCAUCUCCUGGGUUCCGAAAGGAAUUGCAAAUUCAGUACCUACUGCAGCAGACCCCCCUUCCAAAGAAGAAAUUGAAGAGAUUGUAAAGAGUGGUCUUCUGGAUCCUCGCGAAGAGAGUGAAAAUGAGGAAAAUGAUGAAAAUAUGAAUGAUGAUGAUGAUGAUGAACUCAGUCAAAAUAAUGAACUUUCUCACGCGUUAUCUGCUGCUAAUGCACUUGGAAAAGUUCUCAAGACUGGAAAUCCAGAAACUGACAUUUUAUCAGAAGCAUUGAAGGAACUAGACAUGGAUAACUAUGAUGAAGAAGAUGAUGGCGUUGAGCUGUUUGGCUCUUCCAACUUAUACUAUGCAAGUAACAAAAUGGACCCUUAUUUGAAGGAUGGUGACGAAGACUCUGAAGAGGAAGAGGAUAUGACCAUAAAACCAGAGGAUGGUAUCAUAGUGUGUGCCAGGAAUGAGGAUGAUGUCAGCCAUCUUGAGGUUUGGAUAUUGGAAGACCCUUCAGAUGUUAAUUCAAACAUGUAUGUACACCAUGACAUUGUCAUUCCAGCAUUUCCCCUUUGCACAGCAUGGCUUGAUUGUCCUCUCAAAGGUGGUGAAAAAGGAAACUUUAUUGCUGUUGGGUCGAUGGAACCAGCUAUUGAGAUAUGGGACCUUGAUAUUAUGGAUGAAGUCCAGCCAUCUGCUACCUUAGGUGGUGUUGCUGAAAAGAAGAAAAAGGGAAAGAAGAAAUCUAUUAAAUACAAGGAUGGCAGCCACACAGAUUCAGUUCUUGGACUUGCCUGGAACAAGGAGUAUAGGAACAUUCUUGCUAGUGCAAGUGCGGACAAAUUGGUUAAGAUUUGGGAUGUGGCAACUGAAACUUGUAAUCUGACUUUGGAGAACCAUACAGACAAGGUUCAAGCAGUUGCAUGGAAUCAUUUUGCGCCGCAAGUUCUUCUCAGUGGAUCUUUUGAUCAUACUGUAGUUAUGAAAGAUGGCCGACAACCCCAACAUAGUGGAUUUAGAUGGCCUGUGGCUGCCGAUGUUGAAAGCCUGGCAUGGGAUCCACACACCGAGUAUUCAUUUGUGGUCAGUCUGGAAAAUGGCAUGGUUUCUGGCUUUGAUAUCCGUAAUGCUAGCUCUGAUCCGUCCUCUCAGUCUAAGCCAUGUUUCACUCUCCAUGCACAUGACAAAGCAGUUUGUGCAAUUGCAUAUAAUAGCUUAGUUCCAAAUCUUCUUGCUACUGGAUCCAUGGAUAAGAUGGUGAAACUCUGGGAUUUGUCAAAUGAGCCUUCAUGCAUAGCGUCCAACAAUCCGAAAGCUGGGGCUGUGUUUUCCAUUUCAUUCUCUGUGGACUGCCCUUUUACACUGGCCGUUGGAGGCGCCAAAGGAAAAUUGCAGAUGUGGGAUAUAUUAUCUGAUGCUGAGGUUUCAAGAAGAUAUGGGAAAUAUUCGGCCCGAGCUAAGCCACCAAGUUCUUGAAUAUAGAUGGAAGAUGUGAUAGCUUAUGUGCAAAUAGAAGGUUGAUGUGAUUAGGAACACGGGGCAGAAUUCUGCACGUCUAGGGAACACGUGAGCUUCUAACUCGUGACGAACAUAAGAUGCUCAUACAAAACACAGGUGCACCAUUUUUGACAUCUCCUAUGAAAAAAGUUCCAUAGUCUGUGUAGGAGUAAUUUUACUUGCAAUUUACAUAGUGCGCCCCGUGUAGUUUUCACAUUUCCGACAUAUAUGGCCCCUAAAGUUUUGUUAGUUUAGGAUCGUGUUUGUUGAAUUGUACGAGAAAAAUUGAUUGAGAAUGUUGAGGGUGAAAGUUGAUGUUUUUAAUGUUUAUUGUUUGUAAUCUGUCUUGAAAAAUGAUUAGUAAACUCAUGUUUCUUCGAUUGAGCAGA